CCUCACCAUUAACCAGAACGACUGCAAGACACCGAGGCACCAGAGGAGAUCUGCUCAGACAGCCGAGACCGAAGACAGUCAGCAGUCUGACCCUGAAAGCACCAUGACAAAGCUCUGCCUCGCUCUGGGACUGCUGCUGCUCACCACCUGCGAUGCCCUAUGGGGAAGCAAUACAUUGAAACCUGAAAACUGUUGCUUUGAAUUCUCCACCAUGAGGAUCCCAAUUCACAAAAUUGUGACCAUCAAGGAGACUGGCAUCCAUUGCCAGGAAGAGGGCUUCAUAGUGCACACCAUCCAGGGGAAACAGAUCUGCGUCAGACGCCAUGAGGAGUGGGUACAGGACGCUUUCAACAAGGAGAAACUCAUGUCCCCAUAAAGCGUAACACUUAACGGUUUAAAUAGCAUUGCUUUGUCCAACUUCAACUUGCAGACCUUUGUUUGGAUAUUUCACUAAAUGAUUAAAAAAAAAGCUUUUCAAAAUGAGAAAUCAACUUUUACUGUUCCUUUUAAAUAAUUUUUAAAGCCCUCCCCCGUCAGUUUUAGUUGAUCAAAUUUGUAUAACCGAAUGGUACAUGCUUUUAUUAAAUGGGAGUAAUGCAUACCAUGGACAUGUGUCUUCACUGCUUCUACACCAGUGUAAAGUUUCUUGUUCACUUUGACUUAAUUAUUCUUUUAAUAU
Messenger RNA from Lampris incognitus (smalleye Pacific opah), 679 nucleotides. Its product is annotated as C-C motif chemokine 4 homolog. Gene Ontology annotation, cellular component: extracellular region. Lineage: Eukaryota; Metazoa; Chordata; Actinopteri; Lampriformes; Lampridae. Bases 104 to 376 code for a protein of 90 amino acids. Gene Ontology annotation, molecular function: CCR chemokine receptor binding; chemokine activity. The transcript has 3 exons. Gene Ontology annotation, biological process: cellular response to type II interferon; immune response; neutrophil chemotaxis. The record is from RefSeq and is a predicted model, not a curated record.